Molecule: messenger RNA, 1365 nt
Organism: Colletotrichum truncatum
Lineage: Eukaryota; Fungi; Ascomycota; Sordariomycetes; Glomerellales; Glomerellaceae
Product: prenyl protease
Biological process (GO): CAAX-box protein processing
Cellular component (GO): endoplasmic reticulum membrane
Molecular function (GO): metalloendopeptidase activity
Source: RefSeq, a predicted model, not a curated record
AUGGAUUUCCUACAGCGCCUCGCCCGGUUUUUGGACCGUCCUCUCUUCCCAUGGAAGCGCCUCAUUUUGGGCUUCUCGGUUGGCCAGUUCGUCUUCGAGAGCCUGCUCUCGCUGCGCCAGUAUCAGGUCCUGAAGCGGACCAAGCCGCCCAAGGUCCUCGAACAGGAAAUCUCUCAGGAAACUUUCGAUAAAAGUCAGGCCUAUGGCCGCGCCAAAGCUCAGUUCGGUUUCAUUAACGGUCUCUGGGGUCAGAUCCAGAAUAUCGCCUUCAUUCAAUUCGAUGUCCUUCCCAAGUUAUGGUCCUGGACCGGUGACCUGUUGCUGAAGUUCGCGCCGGCGCGGUUUACCGGCGAGAUUUCGCACUCUAUCGUCUUCAUUCUCGCCUUCAUCUUCAUCCAGCAGAUCCUCUCGCUUCCCAGCUCGGUAUACCAAACAUUCGUGUUGGAGGAAAAGUUCGGCUUCAAUAAGCAGACUCCCAAGCUGUUCAUCACCGAUAUGAUCAAGUCCCAGCUGCUUACUGUUGUACUCGCUCCCCCGAUCCUCGCCGGUUUCCUCUCCAUUGUCAAGAAGACUGGCAACCAGUUCUUCUUCUACCUCUGGUUGUUCGCCGCCGGUCUGCAGGUCUUCAUGAUCACUGUCUACCCGAUUGCCAUCCUGCCUCUGUUCAACAAGUUGUCACCUUUGGAAGAGGGCGAGUUGAAGACUGGAGUUGAGAGCCUGGCUAAGAGCCUGAACUUUCCCCUGCAUGAACUCUACGUUAUCGAUGGAAGCAAGCGUAGCGCCCACAGCAACGCCUACUUCUUUGGUCUCCCCUGGAAGAAGCACAUUGUCAUUUACGACACUCUCAUCGAGAAGAGCGACACGCAGGAGGUUGUUGCCGUCCUUGCGCACGAGCUUGGCCACUGGAGCCUGGGUCACACCACUCGUCUCUUCGGUAUCUCCCAAGUGCACUUCCUCUACAUUUUCACUCUGUUCUCCGUCUUUAUCGGCAACAACUCCUUGUACGCUGACUUCGGCUUCCUCACGGAGCACCCGAUUAUCAUCGGUUUCCUCCUCUUCUCCGAUGCGCUCUCGCCAAUGGACACUGUGGUCAAGCUGCUCAUGAACAUUCUGAGCCGCAAGUACGAGUUCCAGGCCGAUGCUUUCGCUCAGAAGCUGGGCUACUCGGCCGAGCUGGCUAAGUCGCUUCUCAAGCUGCAAAUCCAGAACCUGAGCACUAUGGAUGCCGACUGGAUGUACGCCACUUACCACUUCUCACACCCUCACCUGUCAGAGCGUCUCAAGGCGCUUAACUGGAAGUCUUCGGGCAGAGUCACGACGGAGGAGCCUACGGUCGGGAAGACCACGGGAAGGGAUGAGUUGUAA